Messenger RNA from Penaeus monodon (black tiger shrimp), 509 nucleotides. RefSeq names its product cuticle protein 18.6-like. The record is from RefSeq and is a predicted model, not a curated record. The annotation marks the transcript as partial. Gene Ontology annotation, cellular component: extracellular matrix. Lineage: Eukaryota; Metazoa; Arthropoda; Malacostraca; Decapoda; Penaeidae. The transcript has 2 exons.
CACGCCCCCGAGCCCGCCUACCACGCCCCCGAGCCCGCCUACCACGCCCCCGAGCCCGCCUACCACGCCCCCGAGCCCGCCUACCACGCCCCAGAGCCCGCUUACCACGCUCCGAAACACUAUGAAAAUGAGUACCCUGACGUGCCCCCGAAGUACAACUACAACUACGGCGUCGCCGACGGUUACUCCGGCGCCAACUUCGGCCACACAGAGUCCCGCGACGGCUACAAGACCGAGGGCAGCUACACCGUCGACCUCCCCGACGGCCGCAAGCAGAUCGUCACAUAUGUGGACAGCGGCGACGGUCUUGUAGCUGAGGUCACCUACGAGGGCGAGGCCCAGUACCCCGAGUACACCCCCACCUACAAGCCAGCUCCCACCGCCUACAGCCCCCCUACCCCUGCAUAUGCUUAAAUCACAGAGAUUCAAGACAUUGAAAAUUAUUUGUACAUUAUUUAGAACUUAUUUAUUUCUACAUGAAAUAAAGCUAUACUUUUUAUAUAAAUCAA